Messenger RNA from Paramecium tetraurelia, 1143 nucleotides. RefSeq lists its product as uncharacterized. The record is from RefSeq and is a predicted model, not a curated record. NCBI's taxonomy places the organism in Eukaryota, Ciliophora, Oligohymenophorea, Peniculida, Parameciidae. The transcript has a single exon.
AUGGAUAGCAGUCAAUAAAUCUCAAUGAUAAAAUUAGAUUUGGAUGUUCUCAUUCUUUCAAACACUCAAGCCUACCUUUUGGAACUGGAAACCUUAGCUACCAGAUCAGUAAUCUAUCGAGAAGUCAAAGAUUGGCAAUAACGGGCUUAUCGAAGAUUGACAAAAUUGAUUCGUAUUUAAAAUAAAUAGUUUUUGCUAUCAGCCAUCGGAGAAGAAGGAUUAGAACUCUACAGUGUUGAGGGCAGAAACAUCACGUUCAUCAAGUAAUUCCAGACCUACAAAAACAUAGUUGAUUUCGCUGAAGUGAAUAACAAUGUCUACAUCCUAGACUCUGAACAAGGCCUUAUUUGGUGUUACGUUGAAUCCGCCAAUCUCACUACUCAAAUCACAAAAAUCGAUAACAUGCAGGGAGGAAUUGCUGUUGACUCUUACAACGGAGUCAAUGUCUUCGUGGCCUAUAAGUGGGUACGCUAUGCAGUUGUUGAAUACAUUGUAAAUCAGACAUCUAAAUAUUGGUAUAAACAUAAUAUGAUUUACACAAAAAAGAUCUAUGACGUAGAUGCCCUAGCUGACUUUGCAAUAAUUUAAGGACAAUAUCACCAUCUAGUUUUGUUCAAUUAUCACUUAUCUGACGAGAACACCUACCUUAGACACUUUCGUCUAUCGGACUUCCAAGUGUAUUAUCACGAAGAUAAAAUUUAUUUUAGUGGCAUAACAUCAAAGUCCUAUGUAUUCUCCGAACUUUACGUUCUGCCUGCCUAAAUCAUUUGCUUUUCCAGUCACACACCAGUUAGCUUCUCAUAUACUUUAUAAUAUAUCGAGUAGAUUACUAAAAGUAAAUACCAAAGACAUCAUCAAACGAUUUAGAUUAGGGUUGUUGACACCUAUGUUUAUGAAGAUUAGGCAUUUUUGGUAGUCUUAGGCUGUUUGUUGUUUCUAAUUCUCUUUAUUUUGCUUUUAGGUUUUUUGAUAAAAAAAAAUAAAUCUAUGUAAGCAUAAACCCAGGAGUUAGAAAAUAUUAUUUAAACCAAAUAUAAAUAGGAUGUGCUCAAAAAAGAAGAUGAUCCUCCUUAGAUCAUACAAUCGAACUUAAUGAGUGUUAGAGAAUCAAAAGAUAUAGAACAUUUGAAUAUUUAAUAGUGA